This is a messenger RNA of Phaedon cochleariae (mustard beetle), 801 nucleotides long. NCBI's taxonomy places the organism in Eukaryota, Metazoa, Arthropoda, Insecta, Coleoptera, Chrysomelidae. The record is from the annotation of a GenBank genome assembly.
AUGGGCGAGGAACCAGAGGAAGAAAUAUUGCAGGAGAAUUCUAGUCGAACAUUCAAGGGGAAGUCGGAAGUUAGCAUAGUAACAAACUCUAGUACGGAUUUCUCUGGAUCUGCACCAAAGAGCUUCGGAGGUGAGAGCAGUAGUGAUCCCUACCAGGGUAAUGCCUUUUUAUUCAUCAGAGUUAACAGUAUCACUACUCUAGCUCAAAAAUUGAAUAAACUCGAAGAGGAAAUCCAAGGCUAUUCGUCCAAUUUUAAUGGUAAAUUCAUCACGUUGGAACAAAGAAUACUCAAAAUGGAAGAGAUUCUGGAGUCGAAUAAACGUCUAGAACAAAGGAUCCUAAAAAUAGAGAAACUGAUUGAAACAAACAAAUCAGUAGAGAAAGAAGUUAAUGAAAUUGAGAAAUAUGUUGAGUCUAAUCACCAUGCACAUUUUGAUAGUGAAGCACUCUACAUGGAGGUUCAAGAUAGAGCGCACAGAUCUAAAAACAUAAUUAUAUACGAUGUGCAGGAAUCCCAAUCCGAAGAGUACUCUGUGAGAAUUUCAUUUGAUAAACAACAGUGUCAAAAAGUAUUAGAUUCAUUGAACGUACAGACUGAAGAAUUCAAGGUUAUUCGUCUAGGUCGCCCUAGCAAUAAACCUCGUCCACUAAAAGUAUUUUUCUUAUAUAACAAUAUUGCUCUUGCCUGCCUGAAAAAUAAAAGGAAAUUGUUGUCCCAACAAUCUCCAAUUCGUUUGAGCGCAGAUCUGACUCCAGCUCAACGUGAAUAUGUUGAAAAAUUGUAUCAAGAACUUGAAUAA